Messenger RNA from Pleuronectes platessa (European plaice), 9453 nucleotides. RefSeq names its product AT hook containing transcription factor 1 (gene ahctf1). The record is from RefSeq and is a predicted model, not a curated record. Lineage: Eukaryota; Metazoa; Chordata; Actinopteri; Pleuronectiformes; Pleuronectidae. The coding region runs from base 221 to 8557 and encodes 2778 amino acids. The transcript has 40 exons.
CGCACAGGUCGAGCAUGGAGCGCUUCUCUUCUUCGGGAGUAGCGCGUCUGAAACCAGGAGCAUUUCGUGUCCCCCGAAGCGACCGGAGGGCUUCACGUAUGACUUGUUUCUUACGAAAGAGCGGAUUAUGACACAAGAAAGAAGAAGUUGGGAGACGUGUCAAGGAAAACCAAACAUUCGUGGCGCUGUUAAAGCCGUCACCAUCGUUGGACAGUGAACAAUGCAUGACCUGACUGCCCAAGUCACCAGCAGCCUGCUGCCUUUCCCUGGAGUGACUGUAGAUGCUCUAGGGGAGGAUGACAUUGCUCUAGACUCGGUUCUUCAAGGGAACUUCACUGUUGGUCGCAGCGGCCUGGCCUGGCUAGUCUGUGGCCCCCAUCUGGAGGUUGUCCAUGCAGUGACAGGAGAACGGCUGUCGGCCUACUGCUUCAGUGGCGGAGGGGAGCAGCCACCCACUGUCCUUGCUGCCAGGGACUUCAGCUGGCUCAAACGGUCUGGCCUGCUGGUUGGCUUGGAGGAAGCAGAGUGUAAUUUGCUGUGUCUCUAUGAUUUGGGACUGUCGAGGGUGGUCAAAGCUGUGGUCAUACCUGGCAGGAUUACAGCCAUUGAGCCAUUGGUGAGUUAUGGUGGAGCAAGCACUUCGACACAGCACCUCCACCAGAGUUUGCGCUGGUUCUUUGGCAUCGCUGCUGUAGUGACAGAUGUCGGUCAUGUUCUGCUUGUGGACCUCUGUCUCGAUGACCUGUCCUGCAGCCAGAGUGAACUGGAGGCUUCAGCCCUGCAGGUAGUGACCAAAUCUCCUGCUGAGAUCCCCAGACUCAGAGAAGUCAGCACCAGGCAAGGCAGACAUCUUUGUCUCCAGCUGAAUGGGCCCAGUGGAGUGGGAGCAACAGCUCUGCAGUACAUAUCCAGGACCAAUCAGUUGGCAGUUGGAUUUUCUAAUGGAUACUUACAGCUGUGGAACAUGAAGACACUUAAGAAAGAAUACAACUCCCUGCUAGAAGGUGGCGGUGUGGCUGUGUAUGCCUUCACCUUUCAGGAGCCAGAGAAUGACCCCAGGAACUGCUGCUACCUCUGGGCAGUCCAGUCGUCUCAGGACCUCGAAGGGGAUACUGUCACCCUCCGUCUGCUUCAGCUGGCCUUCAGUGAACGGAAGUGUCUGCCUUCUGGCAAGAUCCUCUAUGAGGGUCUGGAGUACUGCGAGGAACGCUACAGUCAGGAGUUAAGUGGCGCAGCUUUCCCUCUCAGGGCUCAGACCACAAACACCCGUCUGCUGAGCUGCCAGACCAUCGAGAAAUUCCGACCCCACCCUGACAGGGAUGACAGCAUGAACGAAGUUGCAUCUCCAGACACCAGUGUUUCUAUCUUCAGCUGGCAAGUCAAAGCCUAUGGUCAGGGAAAUCUAUCGACCUACAUUGGGUUAUUUGACAUCAAUCGGUGGUACCACGCACAAAUGCCGGAUUCUUUAAGAAUCGGAGAGUCUCUGCAAAACUGUCCCUACUUGGCAGUUUGGUCUCUGGACCCAGUGGUGAAGAUGGUGUCCCCACACGCUCUUCUGGAUGUGGUAGUACAUGACCGCAGCUUAAGCAGGGGUCUGCCCUUCACAUGUCCCCCACCAGAACAAUAUUUUAACCCCACUACGUACAACUUUGAUGCUACCUGCUUGCUCAACUCUGGGAUCGUUCACUUAACCUGCUCUGGGUAUCAGAAAGAGACUCUGAGCUUUUUAAAGAAAGCUGCUCCUUGUUCCAGUGAUUCCAUCUCCACUAGCUACUCUCGCUGCCUCAUGUCUGGCCUACUCUCCGCUCGCCUGUCUGACACUCAGGCCUCCAGUCUCUCUCAGGAGGAACAGUUGGAUGCCAUCUUGUCAACAGCAGUGGAGACCAGCUCCCUGGGACUGAUCACUGGCUGUAUAAAGCAGUGGACUGCAGAAGAACAACCAGGCUCUGCAUUGAACCUGCGCUACAUCCUGGAUUGGGCCUGGAACAAAGUAGUUCAGACAAAGAAGGAACUGGACGGCAUCUGUGCACCGCUGUUUGACAGCUCCUCCAACUUUACAGACCCUCAGACCUUACAGCUGCUGCAGCACAGCCAGAGACUGCUGGGUAACCUCAGCACCAUCUUCCACUGUCUGCUCAAUGAAGCUCAGGAGCUCACACAAAAAGGUCUGAUGGGGCUGAUCAACAAGAACAUGGUGUCCAAUCUGAUUUCCAAGUACGCUCAGGUGGUCCUCUGGUUCUGUCGUACCGGCUUACUGCCCGAGGGAUCAGAUGACGAUGCUCUCCAGAUCUCCAGGCCUUUCUACACCCACUCGGUCAUCAGCAACUAUUAUACUAUACGCAGAGAGGAGCUCACCAGACUCUCUAAGGGAAAGUGGUGUGCAGACUGCCUGAUGAUUGACGGCUUGGUCGGUCAGUGUGGUGAACGCUUGACCAACCUGUGGAAAAGGGAUGAGGGUGGGACUGGGCAGUAUCCCCCACCUACACUACAUGCCUUGUUGGACAUUUAUCUGCUGGAAAACAUUGAUGAAACUGCCAAACAUUCAAUCGUUAUUUACCUGUUGCUGGAUGUCAUGCACUCCUUCCCCGACAAGGACGGAGCAUCAGUGCACUCUUUUCCCUCAGCCUUUUCAAUCCCUGUUGGGCUGGUGAAACUAGUACAGGGCCUUUGGUUGCUGGACCAUCACGGCCAUCAGAGUUCAUUUGAGCUGCUCCUGCAUCCAGCUGCCUCUCAGUGUCAGUUUGAGUGGCAACACGAGCGUGUCCUGAACGCUCUCAUGUGCCAGGGCCAGCACUCGAUCGCUCUGCGAUAUUUCCACAUCACAAAGCUCCCGAUUUCCUCCACCUCCCAGGCCAAACUCUGCCUCUCUGUACUGCUACACAACAGGUGUCUCAUAGAGGCGUGGUCUUUAGUUCGGCAGCAUUCUAACCGCCUCAAUAUGGCUGAGCUGAUGGGCUUCCUGUACGAGAGCUGCCAGGAGCUUGGCCUAAUCAAGGAGCUGCUCAAACUGCCCCUUGGCCUAAGUGAACAGGAGUGUUUGGAGAAGUUUCUUCAGAGCACAGGAGGUCUCCAAAACAGAGAAUUACUGAUGGUUCAUUACCUCCAACAGUCCAACUACAUACCUGCUCUGCAGCUCAACCACAGCCUUAAAAUGGAUCUAAUGAAUGAGCGAGACCCAAAGCUGAAAGAACGAAUCAACACCAGGAACUCUAUAAUGGAUCAGUAUGGGAAAGUUUUGCCAAGAGUCCAGAGGAAACUGGCAAUGGAGAGAGCCAAGCCCUACCAACAUCCAUACACCAUUCACAGAGAGGUUUCUCGACCGCAGCCACUGUCGACUAUCACCAAACGCUCUGCCAGUGAGAAAGUGAUGUCCAGGGCUGGAUUUAUCAACAGCGUCCUGACCAAGAUUGAGGAGGUGUGGUUAGGCAAAGAUGCAACACCACAGUCCUCCCCAUCAAACAACUUCCGGGCAGCUGCUAUUCGGAGUCCAAGCCCCAGGUCCUCGUCUUCAGCUCUUCCUGAUCCCUUCCUCAGAACUCCCAUCAACAUGACCUCCAAACGAAAGUCAAGGCUGAUGGACUUGGUGGUUCAACCCACCUGUCAGAGCCCUCAGCCACUUCUCAGCACCCCCAGACCCCCAAGCUCAUGGGUUUCUCCAAAGAGCAUCAGCAAAGCACCUGAACUUAGUCUACUGCAAACACCACAGGUCGUCAAGCGAGCUCGGGCCUUGGCUGCCUCUGGCCCGGUGUUCUCAGCCUUCACCCCACAGUCCAUCCUCCGCAGCAGCCUGAGGCCAACACCUGUCGCCACCCCUUCUGCUUCUCCAAGGCGCUCAAUCACCCCACCGCUCCGCAGCAAAGAGAGCCGCAUCACUUUCAUCGAAGAAGCAGAAUCUCCUGAACCAGAGAAGGGCAUCAGAUGGACCAAUGGGAUCGCAGCAGACAGUGAGAUCAGCUUGCUGACCAGAAGCCCAAUAAUGUCAAGGGCUACAGCUAAAAGCUGGUCUUCACAGCCAGCUGAUGAGGAAGAGGAUGCAGAUGAGGAAAGGGAACAACCUCAUGUGACGUUCUUGCCUCCUGAAGGCGGGGUCCCCUCACCUCAACUGAGAGGCUCUGAGAGUGAGUCAUCCUCCAUCCAUGAAGCUGUAGAAACCAAACCGUCAGAUUCAACGCAAGCUCAAAUCAGCCUGAGCUUUGACACCAGUCAGACAUCUGUCCAGUCAAUAGACACCACCCUCGAGUUCUAUGAUGCACCUUUAUCACAAGAACAGGAAAUAGAGGAAGAGCACGUAGGCACAGAGGAAGAUGAAGAGGUAGUGACACUAAACAUUAAAGCUUCAACUGAAAAUGAGGAAACAGAGGAGACGCACUCACCAGCCACUGAGCCAUCCCCAGUUCAGACGUCAGAGAAUAUAGAGAAGGAAGAAGAGGAAGCACAGGAAGAUGAAGUUAUGGAGAUUGGUCUUGAUGAGGAGGUGGAAAAUGAAGAAGAUGUUCUGUCUGAAAAGGAGGACGAACAAGAUGUUGAGUCAAGUAGCAAAGAAGAUGCUGCAACUAUUGACCACGAGGAGACACCUAGUCAAGUGUUUAACCUGGUAACUGAGAUCACAGACUCUGGAACAGAGGUCGAAUCUCAGGAUCAACCAGCGAUCCCCCCCGAACAGGAAGUCCUGGCAAUCGUCACUGAAUCCAUAGAGGUCACCCAGCAUCUGAAACCUUUAGAAGAUGCAAACGAACCCGAGGAGGAUCUGGAACAAUCAACAGAUCUGACUGAGUUUGUGCAGCAGCAGCUGUUUGGCAGCGACCUGUCUCCUCCACUCACCCGCUCAGGAAUUCACAAUGCAUCACAGAUGCAGAUGUCAUUCGACAGAGAGUCACUAGGUGAGGUUGAAGAGGAGGAGCAGGCAGCUGUCGAACCUCCCACACUUUUCACCAGCCAGAAAUCAAACACCUCUGUGACUUCCUCUGAGCCGACUGGCACGGACUCCCACUCUGUUGUGAGUGUAAAUGACAGUGAAGAACUCUCUAGCCCUGUGUCUGAGGAGGAAGAAGAUGAUGAUGAUGAUGAUGAAGAAGAGGAGUCUGAUCAAGCUGAGGAGGAAGAAGAGGAGGAGGACUCUGGUAGUGAGGUGGAGAUCAUUGAGGAGGUGCAGGGCAAUGGGAGGCUGCCACCCCUCAAAGCUAGUUCAGUGUUUGUACAACAAGGACACGAGCACUUCCUGCCGAGUCUGUCGGAGCAGGAGGCUGCGGAGUUCUCCCUGAUCCCACCCGGAGCAGAGAUGAAGAUUGUAGAGGAAGACAUGGAGGGUGAUGUGGUGAUGGUGAGACUCGGGGAGAAUGAAGACGAGAUGGAGGUAGAGGAGGACGAGGAGCAGGGCUCAUCAUACAUGGAGCUUAAACCCUCCACCACUCUUAUGGUUCCUCUUGAACUUGUGGAGGGACAACACGGCCUGGUUGAUAGUGCUCAGCUGGAUCUUCCUGUGAUCCAUCAAAUGGUUGUGCCAGACAACCCAGAGAAUGAUACUCACUGCGACUUCUCUCUGAUGCUCGAUAUGGACGAGGUUGAAAAUAAAGAGGCGGACAAGCUACCUAUUGAGAAUGAUCUGCCUCCCUCCGAUCUCUCCACCCAGCCUCCAGUAGAGGAGGCUAGUGAGGAGCUUGUGGUCAAACCUGAUGUUAUUCUUUUGGGAACAGAUGACCAGGAUACACCCCUGUCUGAGGAAGUAUUACUAGAUGACCAGAGGUUAGAGAUGGACAUCCUAGAUUCAGAUGAGGUUGAUGGACUGACAGAAUCAGAACCUGUAGAAUUCCAAACUGACCAACAGGCUGAAGACACUGAUGCAACUCAGGAGAAAAAUGUGCUGGAGGAUUCUGAGUUGGUAAUGCUGGUUGAAGAUCCUGAACCUACACCAACUCCAGUGGGAGAACUCUCAACAGUUGUGGACGACGAUGAGUCUGAGGCCAAAAAAGAUGCUAUUGAUGAGAAGCGAGAGGAGGAGGAGGAUACACCAGAACCCGAGAACCAAGAAGAACCUGAAGAGAAGGGGCCUGUUAUUAAAGAUGCAGAGAUUGUACCCAGUACAGAGAUGGUGCCUGCUAUGGAGGAGUAUCUGCAGGACAGCAGAGUCUUGGAAACAGAAGAGCUUACCAGAGAGGAAGUCACAGUAGAGGAGGAAACCAAAAAUGCUAUAGAAGAGCUCAACAGAGAGGAAAGCGCAGAAGAGGAUGAAACAAAACAGACGAUAGAAGAGCUCAACACAGAUGAAAUCACAGAAGAGGAGGAAACAAAAAAUACCAUAGAAGAGCUCAACAGAGAGGAAAUCACAGAAGAGGGGGAAACAAAAAAUACUAUAGAAGAGCUCAACACAGAAGAAAUCACAGAAGAAAAGGAAACAAAAAAUACCAUAGAAGAGCUCAACAGAGAGGAAAGCGCAGAAGAGGAGGAAACAAAACAGACGAUAGAAGAGCUCAACACAGAGGAAAUCACAGAAGAAAAGGAAACAAAAAAUACCAUAGAAGAGCUCAACAGAGAGGAAAUCACAGAGGAGGGGGAAACAAAAAAUUCGAUAAAAGAGCUUAACAGAGAAGAAAUCACAGAAGAAAAGGAAAUGAAAAAUACGAUAGAAGAGCUCAACACAGAGGAAAUCACAGAAGAGAAGGAAACAAAACAGCAUAUAGAAGAGCUCAACAGAGAGGAAAUCACAGAAGAGGAGGAAUCAAAAGGUACCAUAGAAGAGCUCAACAGAGAGGAAAUCACAGAAGAGGAGGAAACAAAAGUUACCAUAGAAGAGCUCAACAGAGAGGAAAUUACAGAGGAGGAGGAAACUAAAAAUAAUAUUGAAUACCUCAACAGAGAGGAAAUUACAAAAGAGGAGGGAACAACAAAGAAAAAGAGGGGGAGACCAAAAGGAAAAAAAAAUGAAAAGACACCUGUGAAACAGGUCUUGAUCUCAAAUUGCGAGCCAGAGGAACAUCCUGUACCGGAGACCCCCACUUCCCAAAAGGAGACGACUCCUUCCACCCCAACACGGAGAACAACAAGAGGGAGGAGAGCUGUCACUUUUAUCUCGCCUCUACAAGAGGAAACAGAGGAAGUUGUGGAGUCAGAGAUGAGGGAGGUCCCUGCCACACCUCGUCAGACUCGUACACCCAGAAAAACCAAUGUCCAAGCCAGCCCGCCUCGAAGAAGUACCCGCAAAGCUCUGCCAGAGCCUCCUAAAGACAAGGAUGAAGACGAGGAGGCCGUGGACAUCACAACGACAUCAACCUCCAAGGCCUCUUCUCCAGCCAGACGACCGGUUUCCCAGAGGACUUCUUCAACAAGGACCACCCAAAAGACCCAGACUGGCAGUAAGGAGCCGCCUACAGCUACAGAAUUUGAGUUUAAGAAGGAAGAGGACCUAGACAAAGAGUUCACACAGAUAAAAAUUGGUCGAAGAACGAGCUCCAAGACUCUUACUUCUUCCAAACCUAGCAGCACACAGGGCAACACUCCUCGAAAGAGCAGUCGCAGGAUACUGAGCAGCAGUGAGUUGGAGACCUCAACAUUGGAGAUCUUGGAAGAGGAGAACGUACAGGAAGAAGUUUUUGCUCCCCCUUUCAAACGCAGCUCCAGAAAGAUGAAGAUGGAGGCGUCUGAGACGCAACCAGCACUGCUGGUGGAGGAAGAGGUGGGGGAGAGACGCCAACCUCCCAGCCCUGGCAGGACGACUCGACAGUCCAGCCGGGUCUCCCUGAAUGUUUACCCACAGGUGAAACUGGUUCCUAUAUCACUUCCUCAGAGUGCAGGAAAUGCAAGCCAAGGGACAAUUAAAACUGAAAACAUAAGAGAAAGCCAAGACCUACCCGAGUCCGAGCAUAACGGCAACGCCAGUCGCACCAACUCCCGUCGACCAACCAGGAGCAAACUGUGGGACAACCCUGAGGAAGAUCUCCCCUUGUUGGACUCUCCAUUAGAGGUGGAUUCUGAAAUCCCUGUGGCAGAUGCCCUCAUCAAGAGACUGCAGGAUGAGGAGAAGCAGGAAGGAGGAGGAGUUGUCUCAAAGAUGGUGAGAAACCGCAAGAGGAGUAUGAAGUCGUCGACGGAGCAGGUUGACAUCCUGGUUCCUGAACCCGCUGAGGACGAAUCCAGUCCAGGCGAGCACUCAAUCAUCUACUCCCCCUCACGAAGGAGAACAAGAGCCUAUAGAGAAGAGUAUUCUGGCCCAAGUGAAGAGACUCCAGCUCCUGUCACUCGCAGCAGGCGACGAGUCCAAAGUGUUGAUCCUCAGGAUGCAGCUGCCUCAGAAGAAGAUAACGUGGAAGUGGAGAAAGCAGCGGGUGUUCCUAAAACCAGAAAGACGGGCAAACAAACAGCCAAGUCCAAAGGCGUUUCAGAGCCACCCCCCACAGCCGAGGUGGACCUGAUCUCGCCUCUGCCCAGCCCGGCCGAUCCACUCCCACGAACGCAGAAGAGGGUAAAAGGAGGAGAGGUCGCGACCUCGGGCAUGAACCUGCGACGCAAACGCAUAAUGGAGACCGUUUUCACAAAACCCGUCACCCGCAGGAAGAAGCUGUAGGGGGUCGGCGGUGUCUUUUAACCAGUGAACCUCAGACAGCCGCCUCAAGAUUUAAACCAAGUCGGUGUAAAAAACAAAACGAACUAUGUCCUCGAAUGCUUCAAAGCUGCAGUCGUCUUUGUAUGUGGACGUUUCCGUGUAGGACAAUAAAAUAAAAGCAACGAGAGGAUUUAUUUUUGGAGUUUACUUGUCCCGCUCGUACUAACUUGAUUUCACUUGAUAUUGUGUCUGUGGCCAUUUUGAUCUUUGUAAUCGGCUUAAUUGUCUGAGCACAGAACGAACGAGGGAACGUAAUCACUGAAGGUUUUUAGCAGCGACGGCUCAUAAAACCCAGAGACUGAAGAGAACCUUCCUCUGAUGAAGGUUUUAUUUACAUUCUCUUAAAUUUUAAGGUUUUUUUUUCUCUGUUUACUUUUAAGACUUUGAUGCCUGCUGUUUUUUCUAUUUAAGAAGAAAAGCAACCAACCCAGUGGAGAUGAAACAUUUCUACUGCUAUUGUAUAUAGUUUUUUUGCUAUGUUCCAAAUAAAGAUAUUAAAUAAAUUCAAAGAAUUAUUUUCAUUUUGCAUUCGAUCAUUUAAGCAGGCUGCCUAUGCCACAGUCUUAAAGUACAGUUGAUUUGGGAGGUUUUCUGUGAACCAAGCAAAGACUUGUACACUAUUCCCAACAGAAGUGGACUGUUUUGUACGUUAUGGGGAUGUUGUAUAUUGUGGAAGAGGGGGGGGGGGGGACUUGCACAGCAUUUGGAGUUGCUCAACUUGUUUUGGGAUUUGUUAAUAGGCUUGUUUGAUUAGAUUUACACCAUCUGUCACACAGGCUAUUUUCUGAUGAAUGUACGUAGAAUGUCUUAUUUUUGAUGACCUCUCUUUGAUAAAUAUGGCAAUGCUUGAAAACUUA